AUGAACAAGCUUUUUGGUAUUACUAGAAACUUUUCUAGUUCUGCACCGCAAAAUGCAAUUAAAACAGUUACAGUUGUUGGAGGUGGGCUCAUGGGAUCAGGAAUCGCACAGGUUGCAGCUCAAGCAGGACAAAAUGUGACACUAGUUGAUUUGAAACCUGAACUACUGGAGAAAGCUCAGAAAUCUAUCCAAAAUAACCUGACAAGAGUUGGUAAGAAGAUGUACAAAGAUGAUGUAUCAAAAGUGGAAAACUUUGUGAAAGAUUCCAUUAACCGAAUAAAAGUGUCAACUCAGAUAGAAGAUGGUGUAAAUUCAGAUCUAAUCAUAGAAGCAAUUGUUGAAAAGCUUGAUGUUAAACAGGAGCUAUUUAAUAAGCUUGAUCAGCUUGCACCAGAACACACAAUUUUGGCGACCAAUACUUCAUUGAUUUCUAUCAACGAGAUUGGAGCUGGUAUUAAGAGAAAAGAUAGAUAUGGCGGCCUUCACUUUUUUAAUCCAGUGCCCGUGAUGCGCCUCUUAGAAGUGAUCAAAGGUGAAGGUAUCUCGGAGUCCACGUAUCAAACAAUGAUGGAAUGGGGCAAAGCGAUCGGCAAGACUUGUAUUACCUGCAAAGACACGCCUGGGUUUGUGGUCAAUAGACUGUUGGGACCUUACAGUGCUGAAGCUUUAAGAAUGUAUGAAAGAGGUGACGCUACAAAAGAAGACAUUGAUAUCGGCAUGAAAUUAGGUGCGGGGUACCCAAUGGGACCUUUUGAGCUCGCAGACUACACUGGCCUCGACACCAAUAAGUUUGCUCUACAAGUUAUGUAUGAGAAGACUAAAAACCCAGUUUUUAGACGAAUACCUCUCUUGGAUAGGAUGGUCGCUGAAGGAAAACUUGGUAUCAAGACCGGAGAAGGGUUCUAUAAGUAUAAGAAAUAG
Molecule: messenger RNA, 921 nt
Organism: Parnassius mnemosyne (clouded apollo)
Lineage: Eukaryota; Metazoa; Arthropoda; Insecta; Lepidoptera; Papilionidae
Source: the annotation of a GenBank genome assembly